CACAAGGGCCUAUUGGAGCCUCUAAGAGCUGAAGGUGUCACAGCUCAGGUGCCCAGGGACAUAGGAACAAGGCAGUAACAGAUCUGAGGAGACUUUGAAAUGAAUGAAGAGGGCGGCGGAAAAAGUUUUUCUGGAGAACAACCUCGCCAGAGAAUAGUUCAUGACAUGGAGCAGCAAGUAUGGGUCCUUCAGGGGAAGAUCCUUAUAGGAACUCCCCUGAAUGAAAAUGUGAUCCCAGAAAAAAUCCUUACCAUAUCAUGCAGAGAUGACGCCUACGUUAAUAAAGACAAAGGCAAUGCUAUUUACAUGGGAGUGAAAUCUAAUGGCCUCGCUCUGUCCUGUGUUGACAGUGGAGGGCAGGCCACCUUAAAGCUGGAGAAAAAGAACAUAACAGACCUGUAUAAUUUGAAGAAGGCAGAGAAACCUUUUGUCUUUUACCUGAAAGAAACUGGCAGCACCGCUACCUUUGAGUCAGCUGCCUAUCCUGACUGUUUCAUCUGCAGUUCACUGGGAGGGCCUAUCACACUGACCAAGGGCUCUGGGAAAGAAAAAAACACACACUUCCACCUAGAGGACACCCACUAGCCUGAUUUAGGGGUCCUCGUUGAGCUGUUCUCCCCUGAAUCUGAAAGCCAUUCCAAGAGUGGUGACUCCUGGGCCAUCUCUGAUUCAUGUUUAUUUUCCCCUGUAAUGCCUAGGAACAGUAUUUAUGCUAGUUCCCUCAUUAUAUCUAGCAUUAUCUCCUCCCACCAGGGAAGGAUCUGUGCCAGUGGAAUCCCUAGAUAUAGCUGGGGGGGGGGGGGAGACAAUAGGGUUUCUUCUCUAUUGGUACCAACUGUCACUUUCCUUGCUCAGUGACAUGUCAGUGCUUAUGGAGUUACAGAUUUAGAUUUGGAAUGGACUUUAGAAGUGAUUCAAUCUUCACUGUGGCUUAUUUUCAAGUGCUACCAAAGUCAGAUUAAAAUGUAAUUGGGAAAUGUGGAACAAAAUCAAUAAAAGUACAAUACAAUAUUAGUUGUUGUUCAUUCA
This is a messenger RNA of Monodelphis domestica (gray short-tailed opossum), 1029 nucleotides long. RefSeq names its product interleukin-36 alpha-like. The record is from RefSeq and is a predicted model, not a curated record. Lineage: Eukaryota; Metazoa; Chordata; Mammalia; Didelphimorphia; Didelphidae. Gene Ontology annotation, biological process: cytokine-mediated signaling pathway; inflammatory response to antigenic stimulus; positive regulation of gene expression. Gene Ontology annotation, molecular function: cytokine activity; interleukin-1 receptor binding.